UCAAGAAUGCCAAAGGGAAAGAUCAAGAUAGGCUAUCCUAACGAAUCUUUCGUUGGAAAAGGCGCAAUGUUUGCGGACAUAGCAAAAGAGUCUUUGCGUAUUCGGAUGCAUGUUAACAGAGUGAACGAACUGGAGCAGGAAAGAUUACAUAAACUCACAAAACUAAUGAACCGUGAUCAGCGAGUACACGAGUUCCUACGUCAGCGAGUUAUGGACCGUACAGAGCGGAAUAUCGAACAACUACGUGGGUACAGGGAGGUCAUCGGGGCGGAUUACAAAUUUGAUAAUUUCCAGACGAUGAAACAUGGCUUCAAAAAGAGGCGAGUAGAAUCUCCUAGAACAGCAAGACAAAUUUCAUUAGAAACUAAAAUAUAUAAUGGAGGCUAUCAACCUGGAUACUUCAAACACGAGAUCAAGAGGAAGAUUCGGCAGGCGGAUCCAAAUGUUGUUCACAGAGUAGUGACGAAAAUCCUGAAAGAACAGUGUCAGGAAGAAUCCGGAAAAGUUCUGGACAGGAAGUUGUCUGAUAUGUCGUAUUAUCGAACGCUGAGAGAACAACAACAAAAAGGUCAGUUUCACUUCAAGCCCCAAGUCCGACAUUUGAUUCCAGUCUCAAAAACUAACAACAAACCUCACAGCCAAAGCCGACAAGAGAACUUUCCCAUCAUACGAUAA
This is a messenger RNA of Saccostrea echinata, 675 nucleotides long. RefSeq lists its product as uncharacterized. The transcript has a single exon. The coding region runs from base 7 to 675 and encodes 222 amino acids. The record is from RefSeq and is a predicted model, not a curated record. Lineage: Eukaryota; Metazoa; Mollusca; Bivalvia; Ostreida; Ostreidae.